Molecule: messenger RNA, 668 nt
Organism: Dermacentor andersoni
Lineage: Eukaryota; Metazoa; Arthropoda; Arachnida; Ixodida; Ixodidae
Source: RefSeq, a predicted model, not a curated record
GCGUGCAAUGUCGGAAUGGUGCACGUCUGUGAUCGAGCUGCCAUCGCGGAUGACGAUCGUCGCUGCGAAUUCUGCAGCAAACUAUUCAUACAGAGGAAGAACAUGCUGCAACACAUCAGGAACGUUCACAAAAUGGCCGUGGAUGUCAAGAAAUUGAUGAAAUGCGACGUAUGUGGCACUUCCCUGCCUACAACGGAGAAGUUUUCGGUGCACCAGAUCGCUGCGCACAACUUCGAGGCUGAUUACGUGCACCUGGUGUUCCGGAACAAUAAGGAAUUUCAUGAAUGGAAAGCAGAAGAAGAGGGUAGCCAAAACUGCUGGUUCAUUUUGCCCAGGGACCCCAAAAAGCUGGCCAGUGGAGAAACAAGGAUCCACUAUUACUGUAAUAGAUCAGGCGAGGCAAGGAAAAAGGAAGGUCAUAGUGACCGUCGGGAGAAAAGUCAGGGGAGCUGUAGGUCUGAUCUUGUGCUAUGAGAUGAGGAGGUGUAAAAUAAAAACACCGUGUAGAUUUCACAAUGCCUUUAAGAAACCACGCGAAGCUUGGAGAUGAAGCAUUACAUGCACCUUGAACCAAGUGUCUGGACACAGCGAGUGAAAGUUGUUUUGUCAUGAGCGAGGAUGUCGGUGUUACUUGUAACUACCUUUAAAUAAAGGUUUGUUUCAAAACA